AUGUCGACCACGGUGCUGUUCUCAAUCCUCCUACGGCUUUCGACAUACUUCUAUCUAAGAGUUAUUCCCGUGCAUCGUUUUGCACGCGUAAUCAUCCCCGGUCUCUAUUUAGGCUACCUCGUCUCUGCGUUCACAUCCAGUGUUGAACAAGAGCCCGCCGUCGUCGUCGUUCCAGAAACAGUUGAAAUCAUCGACGUCAAGGAUGCAACAACAAAUCAACUCAUCGAAGAAGUCGUCAAGGUUGAGUCCAAAGUCACUGUCGUGAACGGACAUGCAGGCAGACCCAAAGCGCCCCUUUCCUCGGGAAAUAGCGUGAUUGACACGCUUGGCUCGCUCCUGCUCAGUUUUCCAAGCAAGUCGCGCCUGUUGAACCUCGCGGGCUUUGUUAUCAACACGGCUCUGAUCCUCCUGGCCGCGGAUUUUGCGUAUACCCCAACACUCAAGACAUAUGACCCCAUAUUUACGCGUGUUGGCGCGGUCGACCACAGUAGCGCACGUAUCGUGGUGAGGUACCCUGGACUCGAGACUGGUCACCUCAGAAUCGUGUGGCAGCGGGUGCAUCCUCUCAAUGCGCAUACGGAUAUCUGGAAAGAGGGCCCCAUUCUGGACAUCGAAGAGGAGAAAGACUGGACCGCGACAGGAAAAAUUAGCAACCUUUGGCCUAGUGCAGACUAUAUUUACCGUCUCGCGUACCUCAAUUCGACGUUGCUGCCUUAUCCCGAGAAGCCCAUCGGUUUCAAGACGUUCCCAGACCCAAAGAGCUCUUCCGGAACUCACUUCAAGUUCCUCCUCGGCAGCUGCAUGCUACCCAACUUCCCAUACAACCCGUUGCAUCCCGAGCGCAUCAAGGGAAUGGAUAUCAUCGCGGACUGGAUUGAUUCCCUCCAACCCAAACCGGCUGUGCAGACCGCCGCGUCGACAACGGUGCCCCCGAACCCGGUUGAAGAAGCCGAAUCCAUGUUAUCCGAUGCUUCCAGUGCUAUCGCCAGUGCAACUAAUACGCCAAUCUCGGAGCUCCCAAUUGUCAAGGAAAUUCUUGCUGAUGCAAAGCCUCGCGAGAUUCCACCCAGCUUCAUGAUCCUCGCCGGAGAUGCCAUCUAUGCAGACGUUCCUCAUUAUGCUGGCGACAAGAUCGAGACGUUCCGCAAGUUGUACCGAAGAACAUUUGCCAGCCCAAGCUACCGAAGAGUCUACGAACGCCUGCCUAUUGUUGGCAUGUACGAUGAUCACGAAAUCAAGAACAACUUUGCUGGUGAAGACGAGGAGACCAAACCUCCGUUUGCCAAUGCUUCCAGCGCUUUCAACACGUAUUACGGCCACGCCAACCCAGAUUCGGCAUCCGAUGUCAACUACUUUGACUUCCGCUAUGGUGAUAAUGCAUUCUUUGUGCUUGACACUCGCCGUUAUCGGAGCGCACCGACUACCGACCCCGAAUCUACCCAAUUGCCGACAAUGCUCGGAGAGAGGCAAUUGCACGACUUGUACACUUGGCUCGGCAAAGUCAACUCGACUGCGACAUGGAAGUUUAUCAUUUCGAGCGACUCGUGGGCAGGGUACAAGAUUGAGCGUGAUGCUCUUUUGGAUACUCUGUUCUAUGUCCCCAAUGUCGUGAUUCUCUCCGGGGAUAGGCACGAGUUCGCAUUUAUUGAGCAUAGGGGCAAGAUUCCAGAAAUCUCUGUCUCGCCAAUCUCGAUGUUUGCUCUCAACUCGAUGACGCUCCAUAAGCAGAGUGCCGCGUCCAUGGAGAAGACGUAUAUCGACACUAUCUACGACUCGGAAGGCACUAGCGUCGAAGUGACCGCUAUCGAGCACAUUCCAGAGGAGAGGGCCAUUCAGUAUAUCCCCUCUGGCAACUACAAGUUUGCGUCCCUGGAAGUUGAUAGCAGGGAUUGGCGACGACCCACGUUGACGCUCGAAGCUGUCAUCAACGGGAAAUCGGCAUACAAUCUCGUUUUCUUAUACGAGCUCUUUGGCAGUGUCUUUGGAGGCGCUCUCAAGGGACUACUGAACAAGAUGGGGCUCAUGGGCUCGGUUCUCUAA
Serendipita indica DSM 11827 is the source of this 2040-nucleotide messenger RNA. The record is from the annotation of a GenBank genome assembly. NCBI's taxonomy places the organism in Eukaryota, Fungi, Basidiomycota, Agaricomycetes, Sebacinales, Serendipitaceae.